Molecule: messenger RNA, 816 nt
Organism: Canariomyces notabilis
Lineage: Eukaryota; Fungi; Ascomycota; Sordariomycetes; Sordariales; Chaetomiaceae
Exons: 2
Coding region: 1-816 (271 amino acids)
Source: RefSeq, a predicted model, not a curated record
AUGUUCGGCGUGGCGUUCUCGGUGCUCAAGGGAACGGAUCAGCCCGUCGACCUCAUGCUCGCGAGGGACACCUACAGGGACAGGACGUACGUCACAUCCGCCCUGCUCCUCGCCCGCUUCUCGCUCAAGUGGAACCCCAAGGGCGGCCACAGAAACACAACUGGAACAACGACCAAGUCUCUCAAGAAGGCAAUCGCCGCCGAGGAGGCGCUGCGUGCCCACGGCCACCAGGCCAUGUGGCUUCUGAAAGAGUUGGCGACCUUUAUCAACAGUGGCGGGCCCAAGGACCCCACGGAUCCAACCAAAAGGACCAAGAGGCUCUGCGCACUAUGCUACCUCGAUGCGGGCGAGUGCGUGACGGACCACGUAGCGAACCGGUGCCCCCGGGGACGGGAUUACCCAGGUGGAGACCCCAACGCGACGACGGAGAAGGUAGCGUCAAGCUGGAUCAGCGCGCUCAAGAAGAUUAAUCUGCCGGGGGGGUUUAUCUGCUUCUACUGCCUCUUCCCUAAGGAGUGGGAAGAAGGGGGGUGGGCGCAGACGGACUGUGUAGGGACCGGACGGGCUACAGCCAAGGACAUUGUAGCCUGGGUCUUAACACGGCACUGGGACACCUGGAAGCAGGUGGUUCGGGAAUUGCGGGGGCCCCACGAGGAAGACCCCUUUCCACCACGGUGGAAAGGGGACUCUAUGCUGGAGAGCAACCCCGAUUUCUACCGGAAGAGGGUAGAGAUCGUCGGGACAAGACAGGAGACUGUCAAUGUAGUACUAGCAUUGGCCCUCACGGUGUACAGGAUACAGAACCCCGGGGUGUGA